ACAUGACAUAACUUUAGCAUUUGAACAGGGGUGUGUAGGGUUUUUCUUCUUUUUCACCUACAAAAUGCGCAAAACCCGUGUGUAUAACAAGUAUUUAAGAGAAUGAAGCCAUCAAAAGAAGGCUUGCGGCCGGGGUGGGCAGUAGUUGUGAAACACUGUGGGGUGUCAUUCAAUGAAACAUCUGCUUUGGUCGGUGUGUGUGUGUGUGGGGGGGGGCAGUUUUGCUCCUCCUCCCUCUGCACCCUCGCGGUCCCUCCCGCUUCCCUUCAAGCUUCACUUCACGUAAAAUCAUCUGCGAGGACACUUUACACUUGCAGUAUUUGACAACUAGCGAAGGCCACUGUGUGGGAUUCUGCCGUCACCCGUCGUGCACGCGCACCCCUCCAGCAGCUGUCAUCGAGCCCGGGCGGGAGCGCGCGCGUUGCAUCGAUCGCGAGCUCAAGAUGAGACGCUGAGCAAAACGGCAAGAAAACAGGCUUUUUAUGGUGAUUUCACCCCCUAUCCGCCUCCUCCUCACCAUAACGACACCGACAAGCAGCCUCGUCGUGGAUUAAUUCCGAGGACGUCGUCCCGAAACCAUGAGCUGGGGCUCAGAGCUAUGGGAUCAGUUUGACAACUUGGAGAAGCAUACGCAGUGGGGGAUCGACUUUCUGGAGAGGUACGCCAAAUUUGUCAAGGAGAGGUCCGAGAUCGAAAUCAACUAUGCCAAACAAAUUAGGACUUUGUCAAAGAAGUACCAACCCAAGAAGAACUCGCGGGAAGAGGAGGAGAGCAAGUACACCUUCUGCCGGGCCUUCGUGACCACGCUCAACGAACUCAACGAUUACGCCGGGCAACACGAGGUGAUCGCCGAGAACCUGACGUCGCAGAUCAUCGGCGAGCUUUCGCGCUACCUGCAGGAUCUCAAGACGGAGAGGAAGACGCACUUCCACGAUGGCCGCAAAGCGCAGCAGCACAUGGAGGGCUCGUGGAAACAGCUGGAGUCGUGUAAAAGGAAAUUUGAACGGGAUUGCAAAGAAGCCGACAAAGCCAAGCAGUACUUUGACAAGAUGGACGCCGACAUCAACGUGACAAAGGCCGACGUGGAAAAGCCAAGUUCCCUCAAGGCGCGGCAGCAGGCGGCGGCCAGGCAGCAGAUGGCGGCCGACAGCAAGAGCGACUACUCGUCCUACCUGCAAAAGUUCAACCAGGAGCAGAAUGAGCACUAUUACACCGUCAUCCCCAACAUCUUCCAGAAAGUCCAAGACAUGGAGGAGAAGCGCAUCGAAAGGAUGGGAGCGUGCAUGAAGGCCUUUGCCGACGUGGAGCGCCAGGUGAUCCCCAUCGUGGGAAAGUGCCUGGACGGCAUGACCAAGGCGGCCGAGGCCAUCCAGCCCAAGACGGACUCCAAGCAGGUGGUGGAGUCCUACAAGUCGGGCUUCGAGCCGCCGGGAGACGUGGAGUUCGAGGACUACGGGCAGGCCAUGAAGAGGGCGGUGUCGGAAUGCAGCUUGAGCAACUCGCGGGGGGAGGCCCGCGACAGGCCCGCCGGCAGAGGCAAAGCCAAACUCUGGCCCUUCCUCAAGAGCAAAAACAAGUUUAUGUCCCUGUUAACGCCUCCCCGCCAGCCCCCGCCCGCCCCCCCGGCCUCCUCCCCGCCCUCCCCCUCUGCCGUUGCCAACGACUCCCGAUCUCCCAAGCAGCCCAAGGAGCCCCUCUCGCAGCGCCUCAACGACUUGAUGGCCUCCAAGCCCAAAAUGCACUGCCUGCGCAGCCUGAGGCGAGGGCUUUCGCUCAAGCUGCUCACACUCCAUUCCCACGUCCGGAAUCUCAUUGAGGGUUCCGGCCCCGAGGACUACAGCCACCUGCCGCCGGAGCAGCGGAAGAAGAAGCUGCAGGGCAAGCUGGACGAGCUCAACAAAGACAUUCAAAAGGAGACCGAGCAGAGGGACGCGCUGACCAAGAUGAAAGACGUUUACGUGAAGAAUCCGCAAAUGGGCGACGCCGCCAGCGUGGACCCCCGGCUGGACGAGCUGGGCCGCAACAUCCAGCGGCUGCAGUCGGAAGUGCGCAAAUUUGAGGGCUGGCUGGCCGAGGCGGAGGAGCGGCUGCCGUCCAAGGGCGACACGCACCGGAGAAGCGCCCUCUACGAGAGCGCCGGCGGCAACGGCAACUGCGCCCAGGACCGAGAGAGCCCGGACGGCAGCUACACGGAGGAGCACAACUCUGAGAUUCACGUCAAGGCCGACGUGGCCGACGCCAAGCCCCCCGCGGCCGGCGCGCCCGACUUUGACGACGAGUUUGACGACGACGAGUCGCUGCCCACCAUCGGCAACUGCAAGGCCCUCUACCCUUUUGACGGCCACAACGAGGGCACCAUCUCGGUGGCCGAGGGCGAGCCGCUGCACGUCAUCGAGGAGGACAAAGGCGACGGCUGGACGCGGGUGCGCCGCAACCACGACGAGGAGGGCUACGUGCCCACGUCCUACCUGGAGCUCUUCUUGGGGACCGACGCCAAAGGUGCCGUCACCUACAUUUGACACCCCACUCCCACCCCCCCACCUCCCAGGCCGCCACCGGCGAGCCCAAAUUAAUGUCAGCGUAUCGUCCGCAUGCCAAGCCAAAGCUGCCGUAGAAGUGUGCCCCGUCGCCCAAGAAGAGCGUCAGGGCCUCGACAUUUCUUUUUUUGGGGGGGCGCACCGCACCCGAGCCCAAAAAUGUCCAAACAAAGAAUGGAUGGAGGUCAAAGAAAGCUCAAUGUCUGCCCCGUGGACAUCCACAAAGAUUGCUCGCCAAUGAAGCGUCCGCGUCGGGCUCGGAAGCAAAUGCUCGCCCUCGUUGACGUAGGGACAAAAAAAGAAAUGAAAAUGCCAAGCGCGCGCCGGUCUGCCGUCCGACUGCAGUUGUGGUUUUUCUUUGCCGCUGCGCCGCCAUCUAACGUGUCUCUUUUCUUCUUUUGUGUUACUUGUUUUGUUUAUCUCCUGUCCUGCGUUGCAGAUUCCUAAAGCAGAUGCUGGCCGAGGAAGCGGCAGGGCAAGCGGCCCGGGGGGAGAAAUCGCCCCGUCCCCCCCCAAAAAAUCCCCCCCCCCCCUAACGGACACUUUUCCAAAGGUCCUUUUCCCUCCACGCUAACUGGCGCUGUUUUGGCCCCUAACAGCUCGGCUGGCUUCAAGUUAAGCUCGGCCGCCCGACUAACCCGCGCCGGCGUAGUCAGAGAGAGGACGCAGAAGCGUCCCGCCCGCACCGCCGGACCAAGUCUCGCCACAUUUCUCAUCGCCAUCCAUCCUUCCUUCCAUCCCGGAGCGCAUCGUAGCGCCAAACGCACGGGGGGGAAUUUUAGCGCUACAUUUUUGUCAUGUUACGUCAAGUGUCCGGAUGCAAGUCGCAAUAUUUUCAUAUGGAUACAAACCUCUUGUUUAUUACAAAUAUUGAAAAAGAAAAUGGCAGCGUUUGGGGUAGUUGACAAAAAGCGCAGUGAAGUCUUGUCGCGCAGGACAAGGUUUCUUUGUCGUCACGCCGCCAUCGAUUGACUUGCUUGUAAAAGGUGCUGACUUUUGACCUUUUCAGCUUGACCUCUUUUGUACGCUUGCAACGUUUCCGUACGAUGAGGCGAUAGAGAACAUUCUAUCAGGUUACACUCACGGUGUGGUUAGGGUACCUCCAGUGACUAAUUGCGGAAAGAAAUGAGGAAAUGGGAGGUGGUUUUCAUUCAAUGGGUGGGGGGGGGCGGUCCCAAACAUGUCAUUUCAUCACCUUGUCACGUGUGUGCUCCUCUCUCUGAGCCAAACGCCGCCCCGCCCGCCCUGUCCCUCCCACUUCCUUAUCUGCACUUAACCCCGCCUUCUGCGCACAUUAGCUCCGCCCCUCGCCGUAGGGCACCCGGGCGGCUGCCUUUGGCACUCGAUCGGGUCUCUUGAGUUGUGGCGUGCCGCAUGCUUGCCCUGUCUGCCUCCUCCAACCGAUCCUAGCUGCCUGUCUCGUGGGGGUGCGUUUGAAUGAUUGCCCCCCUCCCCGCCCAUUGGCUGAUAACAUGUUUUAUUUUGGGGGGGAUUCUAUUUGCUUUGUUUUUUUUAAGUGACGGGUUGCCACCCCUGCUUGACCAACCUCUUCAAAAGUAAUUCGUUGUAUUUGUUUUGUCGAUGCCGUGUCACCCCCCCCCCCCUUCACCUUUUCUGCGGUCGGAUAACGCCGACUGUUGUUGUUCAUGUCUGCGUGUUGACGGUCUGCAAUGGAAGGGCACCGAAACGCCGCUCAGCCGUCUGUUCACCGGGGGCACCGGGGCGGGCGGGCAUUUGGCAAAACCACUAGGCGGCGCGCUGCGCUCACUGUCCUGCCGGUGCGGCCAAGGAGUGUCACGCUGAAAAGAAGAAAAAGAGUCGCCAUCUGUCAACGCGUAGAAAAAAAAACGCAAUGAAAGUUGGAACAAAGCGAAGAGGAUUGUCAGACAUAAAAAGCAACUUUAAUACGUGUUGUUUUCAUUUGAAAGGCCAUUGUAAUACGGGGGGUGGACUGGAAUCGAGUUAAGGCGGAGUUGAAAACGGGCUACGAGAAUGACGCCAAACGUUAUUUUUUUACGCAAAUCAAAGCUUUCAAAAGGCCACUCGUGAUAUACAAAUCUGCACAGUGUGAGUACAAGAUGAGUUUGAAUAGAAAAUGACGUGAUGCAAUUACGUUGUAAUGUUUCUGUGGGGGGGUGAAAUAUAUAUACAAUAGCGACGUUUUUAAAAAAGUUCCCUUUUAUUUAUUUUUUAAAGAAAAUCAGGAAAAAAUGGCCUUGGAUUUGGGGAGGGAAAACGGGCUCGAGUCUUGAUCCGUUGACAUGACUGCGCGAUUGUGGUUUUGGGUUGUUUUCUUUUAUGCCGCCACUCCUUGGUCCAAACGAACCGCUUUUUGCAGAUCGGGCCGCGCGCGCGAGAGCCCAAAUGGCCUCGUCCGUCGGACGCAUACGAAUCGAGAGGCAAAAGGCAAAAGGUGAGGUUCAACUACGGCCAGCGGGGCGCUUCGCGAGCCUCCGAACGCGAAACGCUCGUCCCUGCUUCUCGUGACCUCGCAGCUAAUUUGUUGUUUUCUUCUUUUGAGCACUGAAUACUUUGUAUUGCGUUUAUUGUGCCAAUUAAAUCUGCCUGAAAGUCA
Messenger RNA from Hippocampus zosterae (dwarf seahorse), 5112 nucleotides. It is a transcript of the gene fnbp1b, whose product is annotated as formin-binding protein 1. Lineage: Eukaryota; Metazoa; Chordata; Actinopteri; Syngnathiformes; Syngnathidae. The record is from RefSeq and is a predicted model, not a curated record. Bases 579 to 2519 code for a protein of 646 amino acids. Gene Ontology annotation, molecular function: protein binding. Gene Ontology annotation, biological process: signal transduction. The transcript is spliced from 18 exons.